Molecule: messenger RNA, 1914 nt
Organism: Chanos chanos (milkfish)
Lineage: Eukaryota; Metazoa; Chordata; Actinopteri; Gonorynchiformes; Chanidae
Product: aldo-keto reductase family 1 member B7-like
Exons: 15
Coding region: 1-1710 (569 amino acids)
Molecular function (GO): oxidoreductase activity; protein binding
Source: RefSeq, a predicted model, not a curated record
AUGGAGCUGGAUGUGUUUGACACACAGAUGUUCAUCAGAUCAGGUAAAUGUCAACAGGAGCUCCUGCCAGAGAUCACAGACUACAGAAAAGUUCUGCUUAUUAAUUGCAGUCUCACUAAAAAGAGUUGUGCUACACUGGUAUCAGUUCUUGACUCUGAGAUUUCCAGUGUGAGACAACUUGAUCUGAGUGACAAUCAGCUGGAGGACUCAGGAGUGGAUCUGCUCUGUGCUGGACUGAAGAAUCCACACUGUAAACUGGAGACUCUGAGGCUUUCAGAUUGCAGGAUAACAGAGAAAGGCUGUGCUUCUAUUGCUUCAGCUCUAAACUCAAACCCCUUACACUUAAGAGAGCUGGACCUGAGUUACAAUAAAGUAGGAGACUCAGGAGCAAAGCUGCUUUCUGUUGUACUGAAAGAGCCACGCUGCAAACUGGAGAGGCUGAGAAUGAGAGGAUGUCGCAUCACAGAGGAGGGCUUUGCUAGUCUGGCUUCAGCUCUGACUGCAAACCCAUAUUACCUGACAGAACUGGACCUGGGAAAGAAUAACCUAGGAAUACCGGGAGUAAAGCUUCCCUCUGCCUUUCUAAAGGAUCAAUACUGUAAACUGCUUAACCUAAGUCUGCUGGACUGCUGGAUAGCAUAUGAAGGCUGUGCCUCUCUGGCCUCAGCUCUGAGUUUAAACCCAUCCCACCUUAGAGAGCUGGACCUGACCCACAAUAAGCCAGGCAACUCAGGAUUAUUGAGUUCAAAAAGUGCUCAGACCAGUAAAGUGAAGCUGAAUGAUGGCAGAUUUAUGCCACUGCUGGGACUGGGAACAUGGGGAGCAGAGGGCUCCUCGGGAUCAUGUAAAGCAGCGGUUGAAGCAGCAAUUGAUGCCGGAUACCGUCACAUCGACACGGCAUAUGCUUACCGCAACGAAAGCGAAGUAGGAAAAGCCAUUAACGGCAAAAUUAAACGAGGCGUCAUUCGACGCGAGGACAUAUUUGUCGUUACCAAGCUGUUUCCGACUCACUUUGCCCCUGAGGACAUCCCUAAAUGCUUCAAUAAAUCUUUCAGUGAUCUUCAGUUAGGCUACAUUGACCUGUAUCUGGUGCACUCCCCCAUGGGUCUUCAGAAAGUGGGAGAUGAACUCUUCCCAAUAAAAGAUGGAAAAAUACUCACCAAUGAAAUUGAUUAUGCGGACGUGUGGAAGGGGAUGGAGGCCCUGAAGGCUUCAGGGAAAGUGAGGAGUAUCGGUGUGUCCAACUUCAACGUCCAACAACUGGAGAGACUCCUUUCUGUGGCCAAGGUCCCACCAGCAGUCAACCAGGUGGAACUCCACCCUUACCUGGUCCAGGAAGAUCUGAUUAAGUACUGCAAAUCCAAGAACAUUGUGCUCACUGCCUACAGCCCCUUUGGCUCUCCUGGAAGACCCAAAGAAUUUCACCAAGGUGCCACAGACCCUGAGAAACUGUUAGAGGAUCCUGUUGUGCUCGAGAUCGCCAAGAAACAUGGUCGGACUCCUUCCCAAGUUCUGUUGAGAUAUCAUGUGCAACAGGACAUUGUAGUGAUCCCAAAGAGUGUCACCCCCAGCCGUAUCGUGGACAACUCAAAGAUCUUUGAUUUCUCUCUGUCUGAAGAGGACAUGAAGAGGCUGAAGUCUCUGGACCGUGGCUGGAGGGCCUGCGACAUGAAAAUCGCUCAGUCUCACCCAUUCUACCCCUACAAGUGAAAGACUCCAAGGACAGGACAGUUUUGACACAAGACAGCUGCUGUCCCCCACAGUGAAAAAUCAUCAGUACUCUUGAUUAUAUUCAAUAAAGAAAUUAGAGAUUCAGCCUAGUCAUGAAAUAACAUGUGUAGCCCAGAUAAAUGUUACUUUUCGUACGUAACAUGCAGUUUGUUUGCAUAUAUCUACGAAUGCUGUAAUGCUGAA